AUGGAUAUGCCCUGGCCGGUGUACUUGGCACAUGUCACGGAGCACUUUCUGGCAUUGGGAAGACUUCAUCUACUUCACGUGGUCGAUCAAUUUGAUCAGCUCGGGCGCAUGGCUGAAGCAAACGGACGACGGGGCCAGACUCAGCUUCAUCAACUUGCUGCCCUAUGUGCGGCACUGCUGAGUGGCGUCACCGCUGGGGUGCUGUUUUGCCGGGGCCUACUGGCGCUCAGCAGAGCUUUCACGUCUCUUGCUGUCUCGUUAUUCCUCUGUUCUGGUCGGAUGAUUCAAGCGGCGAUGCCGCACCUUACAGCACUAGGUCUCAUUCUAUAUACGAACCGUUUGCUGAAGAGCUCAGCGCUUCGUCAGGAGUGGCUUGACUUCUGGCAACAGUGGAUUUGGUCAAGGCAACUUCUUUCAUUCUUGGGCUUCGAUGUUGCGAAUGUACAGAACGUCGACUGCCCGAUUUGUGCCAACUCUCUAGAGGACAACCCUUGGUGUUUGGCCAAGCUUCCGUGCUGCAAGAAGUCCAUCUGCUGGGAAUGUGUCUGGAGCCACGCGGAGAGCGUCAUCGACGACGCACGUCCUCAGAUGAGCUGUCCGAUGUUGUGCAGUAGAAAUACUGUGUUGCCAGACGUUCUCGUGGUUGCCUCGCUGCGGAGACGUCAGUGGUCUUGGAAAGGUUUGGAUGUGCUUGGACGCCAGACUCGACGCAAAAAGAGGGCUUACGAGCGCUGGUGCCUGUCAAGCGGCCUGGCAUCGAGCUGCGCGGCGCGAAUGGAAGAUGUUAUUCAUUGCCCCGGAAGCGAAUGCAAUCACAUGUGGGUCCUUCCGAAGGCUCUGAGACGCUCCAAGUCGGCGCAGGAACCUGGCAGCCGUUGGGAUCCGCGUGCCUGGUCACUUGGUCGCCAUGUGGGCCUGUAUGCGCCGCCGACAGAAGACGGCCGCGACGGACGCCGCGUAAGCUGCCCAAGCUGCAAGAUCGACUACUGCAUCCUGUGCUCCCAGGCGUGGGAGAUGCAUGGAAGGAGCCACGAGGGGAAGUCCUGCUUGGAGUUCGAUGCAGCAUUGCCAGAGGCCCAGCGGUCAAAGGACCGUCAUUGGGCCGGGGCGAAAGCAUGCCCGGGUUGUGGAGUUCGCACCUUACGCACCAUGGGCUGCAACCAUAUGACCUGCACGCAGUGUUCCAUGCACUGGUGCUGGGUCUGUGGCAAGCCCUGGCAGCCGUGGCACUAUGGUUGCACACCAAAUACACAACCCACUGGAGACUGUUCUGUGAUGUAA
Symbiodinium sp. CCMP2456 is the source of this 1281-nucleotide messenger RNA. NCBI's taxonomy places the organism in Eukaryota, Dinophyceae, Suessiales, Symbiodiniaceae. The record is from the annotation of a GenBank genome assembly.